Molecule: messenger RNA, 1343 nt
Organism: Hydractinia symbiolongicarpus
Lineage: Eukaryota; Metazoa; Cnidaria; Hydrozoa; Anthoathecata; Hydractiniidae
Product: penicillin acylase-like
Exons: 5
Coding region: 66-1163 (365 amino acids)
Source: RefSeq, a predicted model, not a curated record
AAAUAUUGAUUGCUUUAGCUUAGUCUAUACCGUUUAUUGACGAGUCCACAUACUUUUAAAUAAAAAUGCUUGCACUAAAGUCACUUUGGACCGCUUUAUCGCUGUUUUAUGUAGUUGAAUCAUGUACAGAAUUUUUUAUAAAAACCAAAGAUAAAAACGUGCUUGUCGGACGUACUAUGGAAUUCGCGACUGAUUUAAAAUCUAAAGUUGUACUUAAGGCAAUAGGCACACAAGAGAAAAGUUCUUUGCCUCCUUCCUGUGGUCAAGCCUCUCCUUUGGAAUGGAGUUACAAAUAUAAUGUACUUUGCCUGAAUGCACUAAAGCAACCUGUAUGCACAGAUGGUGUUAACAGUGCAGGUUUAUCAGUUGGUGUACUGUAUCUGCCACAAUACACAGUGUAUGAUAAUGUUACACAACACGCUUGCUCUGACAUCUUGUCUAAUAUUCAAACUGCGAAUUUUAUCUUGGCAACAUACAAUUCCACCCAACAGCUUCGAAAUGACAUCAAUGGUAACAUUUUUCCAAAGGUCUUUGAUAUGGAGUUUCUUGGUGCGUAUUAUCCACUUCACUACACUGUAACAGAUUCUAGUGGAGAUGCGUUAGUGUUGGAAUACACUAAGGAUGGAAGAAAAGCUCAUGAUAAUACGAUUGGCGUUACAACAAACUCACCUCCGUAUGAUUUUCACAUAAUGAAUAUCAAAAACUACGUAACGUUAUCGAAGUUUUCUUCAAAGAAUCUAAGAUUUGGUGAUGUUGUGUUUACUCCAGCGGGUAUUGGCAGUGGAUUACUUGGUGUACCAGGAGAUUUUACACCUCCUUCAAGAUUUAUUCGCAUGGCUUCUCUCCUGCAUUUCUCAAACCAACCAAACACAACAGAUGAAGCGCUUAAGCUGACUUAUCACUUGUUGAACACUGUUGAUAUUCCAAAGGGUGCUGCGCAGGUUGAAGUAGAACCGGAAGAAGGUCAUUAUGAUUACACACAGUGGGUUGUGAUGAAAGAUUUAAAGAACCAAGUUAUUUACCUCCGUUUUUAUGACGACUUUACGUUUAAAACAUUUGAUUUAAAGACAAUGAAGCCAUUGACAUCUGGGGUUGUUUCGUGCUUCCAAUCUUCGUUAACUCGGAUUUUUAUUGUGUUUUUUCUUGUGAUUGCUUUGUUCUGAAAUUUCAGUAAAUAUGAUUGUUAUACGUUGUUUCUGCUCGUGCGUCUUAGUCUUUUUAUUGCAUUUGCUGUGAUUGUUGUAGUGUGCAAACAUUUAUCGUAGAACAGGUGUUUUUCAGUUUAGCUUGCACAUUUUUUAGAUUUUAAAAACAAUUUUUCUACCAAUAGAUAAACUACUAAA